Rosa chinensis is the source of this 963-nucleotide messenger RNA. RefSeq lists its product as uncharacterized. The transcript is spliced from 2 exons. Lineage: Eukaryota; Viridiplantae; Streptophyta; Magnoliopsida; Rosales; Rosaceae. The record is from RefSeq and is a predicted model, not a curated record. The coding region runs from base 1 to 963 and encodes 320 amino acids.
AUGGGGGUUAAUUUGACGAUUGAGAAAGAGUCUGGAGCAUUGAUAGCUAGCUUCCAUGUGAGGCCGAUUCUCAUUGAUAGAGUGCGGGAGGCACAAGAUGAAGAUGACUAUCUGAGACAAUUAAAAGAAGCAGUGAGUAAUGGCACUAGAACGGACUUUACUCUCAGAAGAGAUGGAGCCUUAAUGUUUGGAAAUAGAAUAUGUGCACCUAAUCUUCGUGAUAUUAAACGCGAAAUUUUGGAAGAGGCUUAUAGUUCUGCUUAUGUUAUGCAUCCUGGCGGGACAAAAAUGUACCGAACUUUAAAACCAUACUAUUGGUGGCGAAAUAUGAAGAGAGAAAUUGCAGCAUAUGUGAGUAGGUGCUUGGUGUGCCAACAGUGCCGUACUCCAUUGUGUUGGAAUGAAGUAGGAGAAAGAAAGCUCAUAGGCCCAGAGAUAGUACGGAUUACCACUGAAAAAGUUAAGUUGAUCAAGGAGAAACUCAGGGCAGCUCAAAGUAGACAGAAGAGUUAUGCGGAUAACCGCAGGAAAGACUUGGAGUUUCAAAAAGGUGAUUGGGUAUUCUUGAAAUUGUCCCCUUGGAAGGGCGUGGUAAGAUUUGGAAAGCGGGGAAAGCUCAGUCCUCGAUAUAUUGGACCUUUUAUGAUUAAAGAGCGAGUUGGCCCAGUUGCAUACAAAUUAAUACUACCUUUAAGGUUGUCAAAAAUUCAUGAUGUCUUCCACGUGUCCCUGCUCCGCAAGUAUAUUGCUGAUCCUGCUCAUGUCCUAGAAGAACAGCCUAUUCGUUUGAAGGAGGAUCUGACUUAUGAGGAGAAACCGAUCCAGAUACUCGAUAGAAGGGAGCAGGUCCUUAGAAACAAGACGAUACCUUUAGUUAAGGUACUGUGGAGUAAUCAUUUGGUGGAAGAAGCUACUUGGGAACCGGAAGACCUAAUGAGACGACAGUACCCCCAUUUGUUCUGA